Molecule: messenger RNA, 1191 nt
Organism: Erinaceus europaeus (western European hedgehog)
Lineage: Eukaryota; Metazoa; Chordata; Mammalia; Eulipotyphla; Erinaceidae
Gene: ARL14
Product: ADP ribosylation factor like GTPase 14
Exons: 1
Coding region: 128-703 (191 amino acids)
Biological process (GO): vesicle-mediated transport; intracellular protein transport
Cellular component (GO): cytoplasm
Molecular function (GO): GTPase activity; GTP binding
Source: RefSeq, a predicted model, not a curated record
CUUAAAGCAUAACAUGAAAUGUUAGUUCUCUUCUUUCCUCCUAAGAUUUUCAUGCAAGGCCUGAAAAGGAAACGCUGACUCUAAGCGAAAGAAAAAACAAAUAUUUAAAGGGACAAAAGACCCUGAAAUGGGUGUAUUGAGCUCCAAAAGUUCUAAAGUCAAGCAAGCUCGAAUCCUUCUUCUAGGACUUGAUUCUGCUGGAAAGUCAACUCUCCUUUAUAAACUAAAGUUUGCUACAGACAUUACCACCUUUCCAACAAUUGGCUUCAAUGUGGAGAUGAUCGAGGUGAAAAGGAAUGUGUCACUGACAGUCUGGGAUGUUGGAGGACAGGAGAAGAUGAGAGCCCUGUGGAGAUGGUACUGUGAGAACACAGAUGGGCUGCUUUAUGUCGUGGACAGCACAGACCAGCAGCGCCUAGAGGAUUCCAGGAGAGAGUUUGAGCGCAUUUUGAAGAAUGAACAUAUUAAACACUUGCCUGUAGUCCUCUUAGCCAACAAACAAGAUGUACCUGGAGCUCUGACCGCUGAGGACAUCACCAGAAUGUUCAAGGUGAAAAAACUGUGCAGUGACCGCAGUUGGUAUGUGCAGCCCUGCUGUGCCCUCACUGGGGAAGGGUUGGCUGAGGGCCUCCAGAAACUGUCAGGCUUUGUGAAAAGCUACAUGAAAUCCAGGGAUGUGUUAGCAUUCUUCAAGCAGAACUGAGGUCCAAGCAGUGAAAUGAGACACUGACACAAUUGAAAGGGUAACAUUUUCGUGAGAAAAGCAAGUUGCUGAGUCAUCAAACAUUUCCUGUGAUGCCAUUUCACCUAAAUGUAGCUAAAACAAUUCAAAAUGAUAUCCAGAAAACAAAUUUUUGGUGGGUAGAUACUUUAUUUAGCAAAUGAUGUGGUACUGACAACCAAGAAUGAAAAAAAAAAAGCACCACAGUUCUAUGCAUGUUUCGUAAUUCAGAAUAAUCAAAUUUGGGACUAAAGAGUUUACUGCCUUAUUAUUUUUAUAUGACUACUAGAGCAAAGUUUAAGUAAACUGUCCUCUCCUACAGUCACAAUUCUUGAGAACUGCUUCCUGCUGUUACAGUUCUGAAUUGUCACCAUACUCUCCUAUGUGAUGGCUGAUGAUGUAAAAAUGAACUCUAAAUUAUGGAAAGGGUUAGUAGACCCUUAUCUCCUAAAUAAAAAUUACCUUCUGGU